UACUUGAUUCUCCAUGCAUCUUAAUUUCUUGAAAACUUUAUCAAACUCAUCUAAUUAAUUAUAUUUAUUGUGGUGCUAAUUUGAUUAUAUAUAUUGAUAAUGAUAAAAACAUAAUUAAAAUUCUCAAUAUUUAUGGUUGGCCAUGUUGACUUCAAUUAGGAUAUAUUGACUUUGCUUCCUUCGUGCUUUAUUAAUCGUUUUUGAAAUUGUGGAUUUUAGUCUAUGAAGCGCGACAUGGACACCGGACAUGACACAGACACUGACACGCCGACACAGCUAAUAAUUUGAAAAAUCACAUAAUUCAUGGUAAUUACAAGUGUCGGUGUCGUGUCGGUGUUGGACACGAGAUGUGGUUCGACACCGGGACACGCCUAAUCUGAGGAAUGUCCGUGCUUCGUAGAUUUUAGUUGUCUUGUCCCCUGUUGUUUUUUAAACGCUUUCAUGAUGAUUAUUGAAAAUAUGUGGUUUGAGUUUUUUUGCGACAUAACGAGUGACUGGAGUUUUAUCUUGAGCUUGAAGAAUCAAAAGCGUGAAAUCAUGUUGAUUUCCACGGCCCGAUAUUUUUUAUUGAAUGUGGUAAAUAUGUUGCCUGAUAAGCAAAUCUGUAGUGAAACAUGUUAGCAUAUAGAAUGAAGGGAAGUUAGAGUAGCUACGAUGAGAUAAGGUACUUAGUUAGAGGGAAGGAGGCAUGUGCUUUUGUGGUGCGUAUGUUGCAGAGUUAACAUACGCACCACAAAAGCACAUGCCUCAAAUGGAUUUUUUUAUGGGAUGUCUUUAGGUACAGAAGAAUUGAGCUGAAUGUGGGUUCUCAAGUCGCGGUUGCUAAUUUGCGUAAUAAUAAGAAAGGCAAUGUUUCUGGGAUGUGUUGAUUCAAAACAUUAGAAGGUUGCGUCAAAUGGAUUAUAAGACGAAGUGCCUCAUUAUCGAUGAAGCUGACAGGAUAUUGGAAGCAAACUUUGAGGAUGAAUUGAAGCAGAUUAUCAAGCUCCUCCCAAAGAACAUACAGACAGCUUUAUUUUCAGCUACACAAACAAAGAAGGAUGAACUGCUGAUCUCAUCCCAGCUUUGGUUUUUGCGGAAAGAAAAGGCCCUGAAAGCAGAAAAUAUUCUCAAUUCAUCAGAAUAUUAUCUAAUCUUCUUGUAGAAAAUGGCUGCCGAAGAUAAUAAGGAUCUUAUUGAAAUCGUUGAAAACUUGAACUCAAUCGAUGUUGCUAAAUAUAUGAAUUUUGUCAGUGCCCCACAAGCUGGUGCUAUAGCUACAUUUUCAGGCACCACUCGUGACACUUUUGAUGGAAAAAUAGUUGUGGAAUUGAUAUACGAAGCUUACAUUCCAAUGGCAAUACGUUGUAUCAAGUCCGUCUGUUCAUCUGCUAGAGAAUCCUGGAAUCUACAUUCCAUUGCUGUUGCUCACCGGCUAGGUACAGUACCUGUUGGAGGAACGAGUGUCUUCAUUGCAGUGUCCUCUGUCCACAGGGCUGAUGCGCUUGAGGCAUGUAGAUAUUUGAUAGAUGAGAUAAAAGCAACAGUUCCUAUUUGGAAAAAAGAGGUUUAUUCAAAUGGCGAGGUCUGGAAAGAGAACACCGAAUUCUUGGAGAGAAGGUCUGAGCUUGGUAAAAAGGAUGUAGUUGCAGAUUGCUCUGUGAAAAAGUCAGAAAUUAAGGAGCAUAGCAAAAAGCUUUGUUGCGGGAAUAAGGUUCGGGUUGAUGAUGAAGGUAGGAAGGAGUAAAGUCAAUAAACCUGCCAUCUCUUGGCACUAAUAUUAUCAAUCUUGUUAUAUAACUUCAUUUAUUGAGAUUGUCAUUUCCAUCACAAUCAGAAGGAAAAAAUGAAUUUUCAACAUUGGCGCGAGAGGGAUACAGGGAAAUAAUGUUAAUAGAUAAUUUUUUUAAUGACCCUUCUUAUGUUAUGAUGUUGUUGGGACAUCUAAUUCUGUCAAAUUUAGUUUUUAUUGGUGAGCAUAGGUGUUGGUGAUGAAAGCAAGAAAACAAUAUCACACAGUUCCAAAUUCCAGUAAUUUUGAUGAUGUUUUCAA
Messenger RNA from Medicago truncatula (barrel medic), 2032 nucleotides. Its product is annotated as molybdopterin synthase catalytic subunit. Gene Ontology annotation, biological process: Mo-molybdopterin cofactor biosynthetic process. Gene Ontology annotation, cellular component: cytosol; molybdopterin synthase complex. The transcript is spliced from 4 exons. Gene Ontology annotation, molecular function: molybdopterin synthase activity. The coding region runs from base 1148 to 1726 and encodes 192 amino acids. Lineage: Eukaryota; Viridiplantae; Streptophyta; Magnoliopsida; Fabales; Fabaceae. The record is from RefSeq and is a predicted model, not a curated record.